Messenger RNA from Mercenaria mercenaria, 1188 nucleotides. RefSeq names its product DNA ligase 1-like. The transcript has a single exon. The record is from RefSeq and is a predicted model, not a curated record. The coding region runs from base 1 to 1188 and encodes 395 amino acids. NCBI's taxonomy places the organism in Eukaryota, Metazoa, Mollusca, Bivalvia, Venerida, Veneridae.
AUGAAAUCAUCAGCAGCUCAGCACAAAGAAAUCCUUGGAAUUCGAGCAUUCUUCACCUCAGUAUCAAAAUACUUGGUCACUCGACUUCCUUUCCAGAACAAACUUAUAAAGUCAUUAGGUUGCCUGUCUCCAGUCAGAAGAUUUGAGAAAGACUCUGUAAUUGAUGCUGAAAUUUUGUCCAGGGAGAAGCAUUUUGAUGAAAAUAUGACUGUUAAUAUUGUGGAUGAAUGGAAGGUAUGUCAAACAGAAGAUGAUUUGAAAGAAGAAGAUAGAAUUGACCAUUAUUGGAGACAAGUGUUUGUGAAGAAGCUUGAUAGUUGGCAGCUCAAGUACAGAUUUUUACCCCAACUUGUCAAGAAAGCUCUGGUAUUACCACAUGGAAAUUCAGAGGUUGAGAGAAGUUUGUCAGUGAACACUAGUGUAGUGACUAAGGACAGAGUUGCCUUGGGUGAGAAAACUGUUACUGCCAUCAGAACUGUGAAGGACAUAGUUAAGUUCAGUGAUCAUGUAGAUGAGCAACCUCACAAAAUACCAUUAAACAGUGAAAUACUUCUGGCAGCAAAAAUGGCCCAUAACAAGUAUAAACAGAGGAUAGAGACAGAAAAAGAAGAAAGAGAGAAAAAGAAACAGGAGAGAGAGAAAGAAAGGCUUGAAAAGAAAAGACUGGAAGAACUUGCAACAGAAGAGAAGAAUAAGACCUCCUCCAUGCUUGAACAAGAAAAAGCACUACUUAAAAAAGAAAUGGAAAUUCAGACAAGGUUGACUGUAGCAGAGGAACUGUUAAAAGAUGGGAACAAAAAGCUUUCUAAAGCUGUUAAAAGUAGUGACAUGAAAGGUGCUUCUGUAGCACAAAUGAUGAUAGCAACAGCCACAUCAAAGAUAGAGGGUAUAAGAAAGGAAAUGGACAGGGUACGUGAAAACCAAAGGGAAGUUGAGCAGCAAAAGAGACAGUUAUUGGUUAACAGACUAGAUAAGUGCAGUUCUAAAUCAUCAAGCAAAGGAAAGAAACAAGAAUCAGCCAUAUCAAGUUCCAAAAGCUCUGCCACUGCUUCAACAAGAACUUCAAAAUCUGAACCAGACAAGCAAGCUGCCUCUUCUUCCAAGUCAAGUCCUUCAUCAGAAAAGCAUUCAUCCAAGAGAAAGAAUAAAGAUAAAGAAACAGAUGCCAAGAAAUCCAAGAAGGUCUAA